Messenger RNA from Triplophysa dalaica, 1389 nucleotides. Its product is annotated as granzyme-like protein 1. The record is from RefSeq and is a predicted model, not a curated record. Bases 513 to 1232 code for a protein of 239 amino acids. Gene Ontology annotation, biological process: proteolysis. Gene Ontology annotation, molecular function: serine-type endopeptidase activity. Lineage: Eukaryota; Metazoa; Chordata; Actinopteri; Cypriniformes; Nemacheilidae. The transcript is spliced from 6 exons.
AAUAAACAAGAAAACAUAAUAAAUAUUUUACUACACCACUUGGUUAGAUUAGAUGGAAAACCAUAAGAAGUGAUGUUCAAAAGAUGGUAAUGCAGUAAUAAAAUGGCUGGGGGCUUUGAACCCCACAACGGGUUUAAAAAAAAUCAUUCUUAUGUUUUCCUUAAACAUCAUGUAGUCCCUAACUACAGUAUAACUACUAAAUCAAUCCAGUCAAUGAAUCAACAUUUCAGUUUUUUAGGGAGCAACAUAUUUUGGCUAAAAAGAGGUUAUUACUGAGAACACAAAUCAGAUCAGUAAAAUAAAGUCCUCCCAGCGUGAUGUGUUUUGUGUCAUAAAAAAUGUGGUUCAUUUACGAGACAUCAGCAAAAGACAAGAUGCUAUGUUAGAUAAACUGACCUGAAUAUAAUGUGUGGUGGAGUUCUUGCCAUCUGUCUUCCUGCUACGUGUCCUCUGACUCAAUAUAAAAGCAGAAAACAUUUUAACUUAAGUGUGGUUCACAUAGUAUUACUGCAAUGAACAUCUGUUGGUUUAUAACUAUUCUGCUACUCCUGCAUUCAUGCAGUCCAGGGGAUGGCAUGGAUCAUGGUAUCGUCGGCGGUCAUGCGUCCGUUCCACACAGUCGGCCUUACAUGGUCUACAUUCUUGACUCAAUAACCCACACAGCGUGUGACGGUUUUUUGGUUAGAGAAGAUUUUGUGAUGACAGCCGCCCACUGCAAAAUGAAUUUCAGACGUCCCAAGGUGUAUUUGGGCGUGAGCGACAAAAAGUUUUUACCCCAUGGUAUAGAGGUAGAUUCCUUUCCACAUCCAGGUUUUAAGAACAAGCCCGGGAAUGACAUCAUGCUACUAAAGCUUAAAACUCCAGCAACUUUGAACAAGACUGUGACUAUCAUUGACCUGCCAAAUCCUUGGAAUGACAAAAUUCUAAAGGACUGUUUGGUUAUGGGAUGGGGCUCGAUGAUACAUAAACAUUAUUCUCCAUCGACAGUCCUGAGAGAAUUAAACGUGACUCUGAAAAACCUCACACAUUGUUUUGAACCUGACGUCAUAUGCAACGAAGACCCAUUCGGCCCAGCACAGGGAGACUCUGGAGGUCCUCUUGUCUGUAAAGAUAUCGUAAUGGGUAUCGUAUCUUUUAACAUGGAGAAGACCGAAGGCUACCUUACAGGAUACACACGUGUUUCUCAGCACCUUCUAUGGAUUAAUGAAAUCAUGAAGAAAAACAACAUAUGAAAGGCUAAACCAGAUAAACACAAUAUGUGUAACAUUAUCGCCAUUUAAAAAAAGAAGCUCUUCAUCUGCAAUAUUCAAAUAAGUGGAGAAUUGAUCAUAUUCUUCAAUAUUCAACAAAGGACCAUUUGGUACCGGAAGUACUAAAAUGACACCGUGG